CAGACGGCGGGUCACCGAUGGCACCGUGAGGCACUCCCUUCCCCGCUGGCACCAUGCAGCACCCUCAGGAGUUGCAUGAGGACGCCGAGAAGGAUGUGGCGCAUGAGUUUGAGAUUCGCUUCUCAUUCCACCAUGACCUCCCUUCGCCGCUCCCCAGGGUCGUCUCUGCCUUCGUCUACAUGCCCUGGACAGCAGGUGUGAAAAAGAAGCGCCGCGCCCCGCCUCCGCCGCCGCCCAUGCCGCCCGCACCACGGUUCUGCGAAGACGUCCAGAACACCGCCUUCCACAAGUACAACGCCUAUGAAGUCAUAUCCAUCCAGACACACACUUACAGGGAGAUCACCUAUCCUUCGGAUACGUCUCGGCGCCUCAGCACCUUUUGCAGUGAUCCAUGCAAGGUAGCAUCGAAGGGGCACGGAGAGGUCGUCCCUCGGGCAGGCAAGAGCAAGACGAAGGCACAUCGGGUCAGCGCCCCGACCACGAAAUCACAUGGCGACGCGGAGUGCAGCUGCCCGACGGUGGAAGGCAAGAGCUCUCGAGGUACCUCUAAGAGAGAGAGCUUGAAGGUCAGAAAGAAUAAUAGUCACGUGAGUAUCUUCAAGCGCAACAUGGAAGCCGGAACGAAAACCGUCUCCAGAGCGAAGAAGGAAGCGAAGGAGAAACUAGGAAAGGUCACGAAAGAACCCACCUAUGAAGAUAUCGAAGACUACCUCAACGACAAUCAGAAUGUCAUGGAACUGGCGGCUCUGCUGGGGGAAAAGCUCGACCACGCCCUGCGGAAGCCAACGGUCAGCGAGAGUUGCGCUUCCCCAACCAAAAAUAAAGGCAAGUCCUCGACUUCUAACAAGCAGCUGCAAGCAAGAGCACGUUCGAAGAAGAGCGCAGCGGGGGAUGUCAAUGGCAGUGGUAGGCUUCGUGUUGCGGUGAAUGCAAAGGAGAAUUUUAAUGACUGCAAUAGCGUCUGCUCAGAUGAAGUUUGUUGCGAUGCAAAGGUAACACCUCAAAGCUGUCCCCCUCAAGGCAACAAGGGAAAACAUUCUCGUGAAGUUGAUUCCAAUAGACAAAAUGGAAAUAUAAAGACGUACAUAUUCGGCGAACAACCUGCGACCGAACCGACGAAAAAGAAAACGGCGCUGAAAGAGCGGCAGUGCCACUUAGCAAGUCCAGAGUCGCUGGGACGAGGACACAAGGCAAGAGACGGGCACGCCAGGGUCCUGAGCACGGGAUCCUCGACGGAGAAGAGACAGAAGAGAGGCUCAUCGGCCGGCUUCCUGAGGACCUCCUUUAAGGCGUCUGCCCGCAGGUACAAGGACAACGUGGUGCACACUCACAAGAGGCGGCAUCCGAAACACGACAAGCACCACGAUGCGUACGGCAGUGCAGAGCGCCAUUUCGUCCACCAGAUUCCCCGGGUCAUAAUCUCCUGCGAGAACUUGACGGAGAGUCGUAAGGCCAAGUCCUUGAGUAAAAUUCGAGAUUCGUUCCGUGGGAGACGUAAACCCUCGGACCCUCGCCCCAGCCACAUCCAAGAAUCGGAUGAAGAGUCAGCCAACGAACAUUCUCGAAGGAGCCGACCGCGCGACGCCAAAGAUUUCCUCCGCGAAGAAAACGAGUCCCCGGAGAGGCGACGCGCGAAUUCCAGGUCGCAUUCCUCGACCAGAGAGGACAGACGCGCGUCCUACGGGAGUCUCGAACGCUCGAAGUCCGUCCACGCGAAGAGGAGGACGCCCAGACGCGAUUCCCCGGCUCUGAGCGACGACCUUUACGUGAGGCGUAAAUCACGUGGCCCGCGAAUCGACCUCGCCAAGAUGAGAUGACCUUUGAAGGUUGCUAAUUAUCUUAUUGACCUGGAUGAAGAAAACAUCGAAGGGAAAGGUAGAAAAUUUUGAAGUAUGUUGGUGUGUAAGUGAAUAUUUGGUCGUAAUUUGAAUUUUAAUAGAUAUUACCGCUGUAUAAUCUAGAUUUUAAUGUGAGGAAUCUUGUAAUAAAUGAGUGAAUAAAAGAAUAAGAAAAUUC
Molecule: messenger RNA, 2016 nt
Organism: Penaeus vannamei (Pacific white shrimp)
Lineage: Eukaryota; Metazoa; Arthropoda; Malacostraca; Decapoda; Penaeidae
Source: RefSeq, a predicted model, not a curated record